This is a messenger RNA of Purpureocillium takamizusanense, 237 nucleotides long. RefSeq lists its product as uncharacterized. The transcript is spliced from 2 exons. Bases 1 to 237 code for a protein of 78 amino acids. Lineage: Eukaryota; Fungi; Ascomycota; Sordariomycetes; Hypocreales; Ophiocordycipitaceae. The record is from RefSeq and is a predicted model, not a curated record.
AUGACCAGGUCUUCGUCGUCGUCACUGGCCGUGGAAACGGGAAGCGCUGACCCAAGACAAUCGUCUUCGAAUCACGUGGACCCAGCUGCUGCAACCACCGAGGAGGCUUCCCAAGCGGCAUCUCAACAAGACUGCAAGGCACAUGACGAGCUGCCCUUUAUGCUGGCGCGCUACUUGAACGAAGUCCGAUGGGACGAGAUCCCUGCGACGGAAAAGAUCUACCGAGACUCUCUCUAG